AUGGGUCUUCACAAAAGGCGCACUCUAGCCGCCGAGGAGUUCCUUAAGAGCCUAUUAUAUUAUUCGCAGGUCCUUGUUUUGGAUUCUCUGGUCAAAAUCAAGGGUAGACUCCAUGUUUACGCUUACACACCCGCCUCGCCAAGCAGUAAGCCCGUUCAGUCCAUUGGCUCAAAGCUGACUGAUGCACAAUCGGCCUUUACUCGCUUCUCAAGUGUCAGGGCAGAUGUGUUGGCGACAGCAGGCUUCAAUUUUGUUUGGAAAGCUCCACAAGUAGGAGACAAGGUCCCGACGGCCAGUCCAUACCAACUACUAUACCAGUUGGCAUGUAUCAAUAAAAUGGCGUCCGCCCCAACUGAUCACAUAACGCGUGUCCUGCUCUCUUCUCUCGAUAUGCAAAGAGGUUUGUCGCUGCCUGACCUACCGCCGGGUAUAGAGAGGGUCACUUUUGGCAAGUGUGGACGACCUACUAUGCUCUUUGUCGCAGCAACCGAGGAUCGAUCCCGUGUCGUCUUCGGCGCAAACCAGACAUCAUGGGGCGGAUUGACGGCCGUGUCUGCCAUUACCAGGAAGGCACGCGACAUUCGGCUCCAGGAGUACAUCCCACUGGCACUGAGGGCUUUCCAGGCACUCCGCCAAAAGGAGGAGAAAGAGCUGGCUUAUCUUCGAGGCCACCAGGCAACUCGUGCUCUUGGAGAGAAAGAGCUCAAAUAUAUGUCUCGUUUAGCAGCGAUAGGGCAAAUGAGGGGGGACGACAGCUUUCUAGGUGGCGAAAAUGAGAUUGGCAUCGCCCUUCAACCACCGAAGUGGGCGUUUCAUCAGCCUUGCUAUGUCUGCCAAGGGAUGAUGGGGUACCAGUCCCCAAACCCACCCCCUCUUGAAAAGCAGCGGAAGAGCUAUAUUCUCCAAUUCGAUUAG
This is a messenger RNA of Trichoderma gamsii, 915 nucleotides long. RefSeq lists its product as hypothetical. NCBI's taxonomy places the organism in Eukaryota, Fungi, Ascomycota, Sordariomycetes, Hypocreales, Hypocreaceae. The coding region runs from base 1 to 915 and encodes 304 amino acids. The record is from RefSeq and is a predicted model, not a curated record. The transcript has 2 exons.